Molecule: messenger RNA, 725 nt
Organism: Episyrphus balteatus (marmalade hoverfly)
Lineage: Eukaryota; Metazoa; Arthropoda; Insecta; Diptera; Syrphidae
Gene: vnc
Product: N-alpha-acetyltransferase daf-31
Exons: 1
Coding region: 1-573 (190 amino acids)
Biological process (GO): N-terminal peptidyl-glutamic acid acetylation
Cellular component (GO): NatA complex
Molecular function (GO): protein-N-terminal-glutamate acetyltransferase activity; protein N-terminal-serine acetyltransferase activity
Source: RefSeq, a predicted model, not a curated record
AUGAAUAUCCGUUGUGCAAAACCAGAAGAUCUAAUGAAUAUGCAGCAUUGCAAUCUUUUAUGCCUGCCCGAGAACUACCAAAUGAAGUAUUACUUCUAUCACGGUCUGACAUGGCCUCAAUUGAGUUAUGUCGCCGAAGACGAUAAGGGGAAUAUUGUUGGCUAUGUGCUAGCCAAGAUGGAAGAGCCAGAACCGGGUGAGGAGAGCAAACAUGGACAUAUCACAUCGCUGGCAGUAAAGCGAUCCUAUCGUCGUUUAGGGCUAGCUCAGAAAUUGAUGAAUCAAGCCUCACAGGCAAUGGUUGAGUGUUUUGAUGCUCAAUACGUGUCAUUGCACGUAAGGAAGAGCAACAGAGCUGCUCUGAAUUUAUACACCAAUUCGUUGAAAUUUAAGAUUCUGGAAAUCGAACCGAAAUAUUAUGCCGAUGGUGAGGAUGCUUAUUCGAUGAGACGUGAUUUGGGUGAAAUUGCUAGGGAAUUACAUCCGGAGAAAGAGUUGGAUGGUGGAAGUAAGAUUGUGUUCAAAACGGCUGCUCCUCAUGACCAUAGCAUGCAUGAUGGACACUGUUGCUGAGACACAACACAAAAUUGGAGCUGAGGAGAAAGCGGUUUUUUUUUUUUUUAUAAAAAAAUAUUACUACAUGUAGUUUUAAGAGAUUUUUAAUUUUUAUGAUUUUCUUUUAUUUUGUAUAAAGAAAGAAAGCAUUUGCCGAAAAGAGAACAAAA